UAGGCUUUCUGGCGUAUGAGAUCACCUUCUGGUCUCCUCCCCGCAGAUGCCCAGCGUGUCCUCUCCAGAACUGACCAUGUCCUGCAAGGGGUGCACCUGACUGUCCAGCCCGCUGCUCCUCGGGAUUAUGGGAAGGUGGUCCUGCGGGGCCUGAACCCCCAAAGCAGCCUGGAGUUGGUGGAGCUCUACGUGGAGCGCAUGCUGGAUUGCGGGAGGGAGGAUUACGCCAUCCACCGUAGCCCUGCUGGGGACCAGGUGCUGGUGCAGCUGCAGGCGGCGCUCGGCCACGCAGAGUUCUUGGCGCUGGCGGAUCGUGUGCAAAGCCGGGAGCUGGACGGGGCCAGCCUGGUGCUGGACUGGGUGGAGCAGACGGAUGGCGUCCUUGUUCGGAGUCGUGACGGCAGCCGGCUGCGGCAGGAGGUGCUGGAGCUGUACUUCGAGAGCAGGCGGAGUGGCGGGGGCCGCGUGCAGGCCGUGAGGCUGCUCCCGGGCGGUGCGCUGGCCGUGGUCUCCUUCCAGGACUGCACGGCAGGCCUGAGAAUCCCUUGGAAACGGAGCACACAAGAUGGCUUCAUUAUGUCAGUGGAAAGGGUGCUGAAGCAGCCCCAUCAGCUCCCGGAUGGCUGCCUGGAGGUCUCCCCCCACUACGACUUCCUGGAGCCCCCGGCGGGAGCAGAAGAGCUGCAGGCCGGAGGAGCCGGUGGAGUCUUGUCCGCCACCUUUCCUGUCCUGGAAGCAGCCGCGCAGCAACUGCUGCAGUCGAAGGUCGUCCUGUGGGAGCUGGGGGCCUCUGCCCCCGAGUGCGUGCUUCGCUGGGACGAGGCUGGGCUGCACGUCUCGGGCGGGGAUGCGGCUGGUCGCCAGCAACUGUGGGAGCGCAUCCAGGCGGCCUUGCGGGCGGUGGCCCGGGAGCGGCUGGCCUCCUCAGCCUGGGCCCUUGGCUUCCUGCAGCGGGCAGACAUCCAGGGGCACCUGAGGGAACGGCUUGCUGAGCGGGGGGUGGGCGCCUGCUACAUUCCCGCCACGGAGGAGGUGCUGGUCGUGGCUCUGAAGCCUUCCGCGGCCCAGCUGGCCGCUUCCCUCCUUGACUCCUUUCUCGUCUCCGUCUCCCUGCCCUUGUCCGAGCGGCAGCUGCUGGCCUUGGCGUCCCCCCGCUGGGCCCAGGUGCAGGCGGGACUGCGCUGUUGCCUGGUGCGCUUGGCUGAGGAUGGGGAGCACCUGGAGGGCCUCACCCUGCCCGGCCUGGUGGAGGAGAACGUGGCUGAGCUGGAGCGGUUCCUGCAGGACUGCCUGCCCGAUGAGAUCCUGGUGACCACGGAGCCCGGCCGUCUCCGCUACCUUCAGCUCCAUCGCCAGGAACUGCUGGCUGGCCUGGCUGAUGUCACGCUGCUGCCCCUGGAGGGGGCCGAGGUCACGGGCUUGCGGCUGAGUGGUGAAUCUUGGGCCUGCCGAGCAGCAGCCGACUUACUCCAGAGCCUGCUCCGCGCCAUCCGUGUCCAGACCAUGACGCUGCAUCUGCCUGGCGUGAGCCGCUUCCUGCUGGAGGAGCGUGGCCAGGCCGUCCUGGGGGACCUGGAGAGGCAUUUCCGCUGUGUCUUUGGGCUGGAGCGUGUCCGUUGGUGCUGCCCAGAGACCCAGCACGAGUUGGAAAUGUCCCAGGAGCCCGUGGCCCUCGUGUGCCAACGAGAUUUCCCGAAUGGACUGAAACCGCAGCCAAAGGGCCCAGCCGGCGUGGCCCACGAGCAAAGCAAAGCUAGCCUGGGCCUGCUUUGUGCUGCUGUUGCCCCUGCUCAGCUGGGUCCCCCCUCUCCCAUUACAGAAGAAAUCAAGGGCCUGCUGUCUGCCCUGCAGCCUCCUGGGGUUGCCCCUCCUGCAGAGGAGGACAAGGAUGAGGACAUCUACACAGCCCCUGAGCCAUUGGUGGACGCCUCUCGCAACUUGGGCAGCCUGGGUGCAACUGAAGAAGGCCGCCUGCCUGUGGGAGGCCCAGCUCUGAGCAUGGCAGUGGAGGAGGAGGACGAGGCACAGAUGCUCCUGGCCAUCCAGCAGUCCAUGGACAGUGCCCGGCAGGAAGAGGAGGAGCUCCAGCGUGCCACGGAGCUCUCUCUGCGCUCCUUCAAGCAGGAGCAGGCGCCCAGUCCAGAUCCCGUAGUCCUGUCCGUCAUGAGCGCCUCUCUGGAGGCAGCGGCUUCAGCUCAUCUGGAGGUCUACACCGCCUUGGAGGAGGACGCGGAGGCUGUGGUGCAGGCACUGGAGCAUGCUCUAGGCAUGCAGCUGCGGGAGGAAACAGUGCAGAAUGAGGCCUUGGUGUCCCUGCCCGCUCUCUGCCUCGACUACUUGACCCAUCUGGAGAGGAAGCAUGCAGUACGCAUCUCGCUCGCCGGCUCGGUGGCCACUGUGUCGGGUUUCGUGGACUACCCUGUGGCCGCCACCCGAGACCUCGCCCUGCUGCUGGCCCGGUUGCUGCAUGUGGAGGCGUCCGCAGGCGUUGGGGAUGCCCGCUGGGUCCGUUGGGAGCCUUCGGAGCAGGGCUUUCCCACCCCCUAUUCAGCUCAGGCCAGCGCCCUACUGGAGGAAGCGUGGCGCCGUGGUCACAAGCGUGUGGACGUGUUUUUCGACGGGCGGCCCUUCACUGUCAAUUUCGAGCAGAUGGAGGAGUAUGACAUUGGCAACACCCGCACUCUGCCCAUUGGCCGCACGGGCCCCCCGCUGCCCCUCAUUUCCCCAGCUCUGCUUGGCCCCCCGGCCAAGGGUGAGGUGAAGCUGCUUCCAUUGACUGAGCGCUCAGAGGAGUUUCAGAGGACCGUCCGCAGCUUCUGCGACACACUGGGUGACCUUCACAGCAAGCUCUGGAUCGCCAAGUUGGAGAAGGUGAUGCACCCCCUGCUCUACCAGCAGUACCAGCUGAAGAAGGCUGCCAUGGAGAAGGCCUGUGGACAUCAGGCAGUGGAGCGGAUCCUGUACCACGGCACAACAGAGCGGUCCAGCCACGAGAUCUGCCAGCAUGGCUUCAACCGCAGUUUUUGCGGCAAGAACGCCACGCACUAUGGCCACGGGGUCUACUUUGCGGCGAAGGCAUCCCUCUCAGCGCAGGACCGGUACUCGCCCUGCAACCCCGACGGCGACAAAUACAUCUUUGUGACCCGGACACUGGUCGGGGACUACACCACAGGCAGCCCGGGCCUGCGGGCCCCCCCUCUGCGGGAGGAGGACUCUGCCCUCCGGCGGUACGACAGCACGGUGGACAGCCUUAGCAGCCCCUCCAUCUUCGUCAUCUUCAACGACACACAGGCUUACCCUGAGUUCCUCAUCACCUGUCGGUGGUCGAAGAUGCCCUGAGUGGACCUGGAGGGGAGGUUCCCCGCGUCACCCCAUCACCGCUCUGGGGCAGGACGGCCUGUUUUCUGUGGGGAGGAGGGCGUGAGCAGGAGACUUCCUGGGCAGGCCAGGCUGGCGUCUGCCAGAGCAGAAAUGGGAGGGCAGUGGGCCACUGCACUGGGAGUGGGGAGCGGUUCACGGGGGCAAAGUUUGCACCUGGAGGUGCCCACAAUAAACAGCCAGACAGUA
Molecule: messenger RNA, 3567 nt
Organism: Python bivittatus (Burmese python)
Lineage: Eukaryota; Metazoa; Chordata; Lepidosauria; Squamata; Pythonidae
Source: RefSeq, a predicted model, not a curated record